GGGGCAGUGCCCGCUUGCACCGCACCUCCUCCUCCUCCUCCUCCCUCUCUGCGCGGCGGGGGCCGCCCGCCCCGCCGGGACAGUCUCCGCCGGCAGCCGCGGCGCGGAGCGGUGCGAUCCAUCCAUCCCAUCGCAUCCCGGUGCGGGACAUCCAUCCCAUCGCAUCCCAUCGCAUCCCAUCGCAUCCCAUCGCAUCCCGGCUCGCCGCCGGACAUCACCCCCGUGCGGUGCGGGAUUUUCUCCCAUCCCGGUGCGGCGGGGGACGUUUCCCGCCCGCUGGUGCAGCGCGGGCCAUCCCGAGGCGGAGCGGGGCAUCCCCCGCAGCCCACCCCGAUGGAGCCCGGGGGUUACCGCUGCCGCAGCAGCCGCUACAUCGAGAGCGGCCAGUCGGCCGUGCCCAGCUCGGUGCUCUUCGCCGCCGGGCUUUUGGGGAACGUCCUGGCGCUGCUGCUGCUGGGCCAGCACCGGCGGCGCUCCCGCUCCCCCGGGGGCCGCCCGCCGCGGGUGUCGGCGUUCUACGUGCUGGUCAGCGGGCUGGCGGUCACCGACCUGCUGGGCAAGUGCCUGCUCAGCCCCAUCGUGCUGGCAGCCUACGCCUACAACCGCAGCCUCAGCGAGCUGGGCCCGGGGGGCCGCGGCGAGGACGAGCCGGGGGUGCUGUGCCAGCUCUUCGCCUUCCUCAUGGCCUUCUUCGGGCUGGCCCCCACGCUGCUGCUGCUGGCCAUGGCUCUGGAGUGCUGGCUCUCCCUGGGCCACCCCUACUUCUACCGGCGGCACCUGACGCGGCGCCUGGGAGCGGCGCUGGCGCCCGCGGCCGCGGGGCUGUGCGCGCUGUUCUGCGCGCUGCCGCUGCUGGGCUUCGGCGCGCCCAUGCAGUACUGCCCGGGCACCUGGUGCUUCAUCCGCAUGGCCGGCGGCGGCCCGGCCCAGCUGGGCUUCCCGGUGCUCUACGCCAGCCUGAUGGGCGUGCUGGUGCUGGCCAUCGUGGCGUGCAACGUGAGCAGCAUGCGGCACCUGUACGGCAUGGCCCGCAGGCAGCCCCGCCGCGGGCCGGCCCCCGCCGCCGCGCCGCGCAUGGAGGAGCUCGAUCACCUCGUGCUGCUGGGGCUCAUGACCGUCCUCUUCACCGUCUGCUCCCUGCCGCUCAUCAUCCGGGCGUACCUGGGGGCCUUUGCCGCUGACUUCAACGAGAACGCCGACCUGAGCGCGCUGCGCUUCCUCUCCGUCAACUCCAUCGUGGACCCCUGGGUCUUCAUCAUCUUCCGCACCUCCGUCUUCCGCGGCUUCGUGCGCCGCGUCUGCCGCCGCCUGGGCUCCCGCAGAGCCUCCCUCAAGGGCUCCAGCCCCCCCGGGGACGGCCAGUUCAGCCCCCCGGGCUGGCGCAGGACAGACCCGCCGCAGCUUGGCAUCCCCUGAGCGCCAGGAUCCCCAGCGGCUGCUGCCGAGGAUGAGGAACGAGCCUUCGGCCCCGCAGCCCUGCCCUGGAGCAUCCCCAGGCGGGGCAGGGCGGUGGCGAGGCGGGGACAGCGUCCAGCUGGCUGCCAGGGACGCUGAGAAGGGUUUCUGUGCCCUGCCCGGGAUGGGGUUUGCCCCGGAGAGGAGCCGGGGCGCGGCUCCCGGGGAUCCGGGAAUAUUCCGAGCAGCUUUGCAGAGGGGUUGGGAGUGCCCGGCUCCGGGAAGGCAGGAGGGGUCUGGAGUGAGGCUCAGGGCGGUGGGGACACACAGGGAGGAGAGGCGUGGCUGUGUCCCCGUGGAAUAAACGUGGUUCAGUGUUUCAUCACCUCGUCCUGUGCGUGAUCCCGUUCCAGGGCGAGAGGGAUUAUCCAGAGCUGGGUUGGGGCGUCCCCAGGUGAGUGAGGGGCAGGAAGGACUCAGAGAUUUGAGCAGCAGUUCCUGGUGUGAGGAAGGGCUGGAUGCAGGUGGAAUCCCCCCCUGGCACGCCCUCCAUCCCUGCCCAGGAUCUCCCCUAUUCCUGUGGUUUACCCACCCUUAUCUCGCCCUUCUCUGGAAA
Molecule: messenger RNA, 2011 nt
Organism: Prinia subflava (tawny-flanked prinia)
Lineage: Eukaryota; Metazoa; Chordata; Aves; Passeriformes; Cisticolidae
Gene: PTGDR
Product: prostaglandin D2 receptor
Exons: 2
Coding region: 334-1416 (360 amino acids)
Biological process (GO): G protein-coupled receptor signaling pathway; positive regulation of cytosolic calcium ion concentration; inflammatory response
Cellular component (GO): plasma membrane
Molecular function (GO): prostaglandin D receptor activity
Source: RefSeq, a predicted model, not a curated record